AUUUUACACAGAUCUUAGGGUUAAUACCAUAAAAGCCAUAAGUUUUACAUCCCAAUUCUAAAUUAGCACUAAAUGGAUUUUUUAUGUCUAAUUAGCCAUUAUGUAUGUGUUGACUUUUGCCUCAAACCCAGUUAGCCGGUUUCCCCGGUUUCAUCCGGUUACCCCUUUACAAAUAGGGGUUUUACCGUUAGAAACCCAUCUUCCACCUCCUACUUCUACAUUCUCCAACUUCUUCUUCCACGCAUCAACUCCUUCAUGGCUAGUUCAUCUACAGGGUCAAUGACUUUAGGAUUUCAAAAUGUUAAUGUCAAUUUCAGGAACAGAAACAACCCCAUGGCUUUGUGUCGUUGUGGUGUUGAGGCUAGCUUCUCAAUUUCGUGGAUGGACUAGAAUCCUGGAAGAAAAUUCUGGGGAUGCAUUAACUACAAGGUAUUGUAAAUUCUUCAUGUGGUUGGACCCACCUUUACCUAGUGAAGAUUACAAAAACCUCAUGUACCAAAUGCAUUUAGCUCUGGUUGGUAUGGCUGAUUGCAAUGCUCAGUUGGAACAGCUGAAUGUGGAUCAAAAUAGGAGGUUGAUGUUGAUGAUGAAACUUAUGUUCAUCAUGGUCAUGCUAUUUGUAGUGAUCUUGGUAACAGGGACUAUAUUACUUGUGAAAUUAUAG
This is a messenger RNA of Lactuca saligna, 664 nucleotides long. The record is from the annotation of a GenBank genome assembly. NCBI's taxonomy places the organism in Eukaryota, Viridiplantae, Streptophyta, Magnoliopsida, Asterales, Asteraceae.